AUGUGGCAGCCUCAUUUUCAUGUCUACGUCGCAGUGGCGAUGAUAUUUCAAGCAAUUCCUCUGACAGCCAUACCGAUGAACGCAAGCAGUGAAGAUGUAUCAUCAUCGUCAAUUCCAGCAGAAAGCUAUUUCAGAGACCACACUUCAUCAAAUCUACUUUAUGCCCACAUUAUAUUUAUGUUUCUUGGUUGGAUCGUCGCUUUACCCAUCUCCAUAAUGCUCAAUAUCGCAAAGUCAAAUCUUCGAUAUCCGUCUCACAUCGCAUUCCUCGGUCUUCACGGCAUCGGCACGGUUUUUGGCUGGGCAUAUAACUCCAGAACUCUGGAUCUAUACCCAAAAGCCUCGCACAAUAAUCUUGGGUGGGCCUUAUCUGCUCUUAUAUUUUCACAUUUCAUUAUCGGAAUUGUCAAAGAUUCCAUUGGGAGGACAUCGGAUUCCGAGACCAAAGAUGAACGCGCACCGUUGAACGCAGAAGCAACUGGCAGGAUGACCAGGGAAGAAGAGCGCAAUAUGGAAGCUUCGAAUCAGCUAAGCAGAAGUUCGUCAUCCAGAGCCGCCUCUCCUUACCCCGAGCUAUCGGAACAUUAUAUUGAUACUGACUCCGAGACGCUAUUUGAUGUGCACUUACAUUACAAUUCAAGGCUCGAGAACAGAUACAGAGAACCUAUGACAUGGAGUCGGCGGUGGGCCAACGUUUCCGGAUCGAAUCUACUUGUACGGAUCCUAGACUUGUGGUACGGUAUUGUUGAUCGAGGACUGCCCAUCCUCGGCUUUGUCGCCAUUUGUACCGGAAUGGUCACAAUGGCUGGGAUAUUCCAUGAGAAACAUAUCUUCAAUGGAUUAGCACAUUUCAUCAAAGGGGGAGUUUUCGUUGGGAUUGGAAUUAUUACGCUCGGUCGUUGGAUAGGCUGUUUUGCUGAAUUCGGAUGGGCCUGGAAUCUAAAACCUUCCAAUCUGACAAAGCGGACUGCCUCGAUAUCAAUGGAGACGGUUGAAUGCUUUGUCAUAUUCCUCUAUGGUAUUACGAACGUAUUUCUGGAGCAUCUUUCCGCAUGGGGUGAAGCGUGGGUUCCCCAAGACUUUGAACAUGUUGCUAUCUCUCUUUUGUUCAUUGGUGGUGGGUUAUGCGGGUUAAUGGUUGAGUCAAAAGCCUUUCGUCGUUUGGUCAAGGCAUAUCCUAAAGCUCCACCCCCCAAUGGCGAAUUUUCUAAACAUCUGCAACCGCAACUAGGGAUCUCGGUAAACCCGAUUCCAGCGAUGAUUAUCUUCCUCCUAGGAAUGAUUCUUGGCGGACAUCACCAGAUGAGCACGGAAUCAACUAUGAUGCACAAACAAUUUGGAAACCUUCUCAUUGCGGCAUCAGCAGCACGAUGUUGCACUUAUCUACUCCUUCAAAUAUCACCACCAACCUCAAUAUACCCAUCAUGUCCACCGUCGGAGCUCGUCUGCUCGUUUUGCUUCAUCUGUGGAGGAUUCAUGCUUAUGGCGAGUGUAAGAUUAUCCACCCCUCUUGCAAUCUCCCGAGUCAAGAACCAAUCUGACAUGGAGAUGUCACAGAACCGAGACACUGUGCAAUCUAUGAUUGACAGCGGUGUCAAUGGAAUGGUCGUUGCAACUGUUACUAUGGGUAUCACGGCGACGUUAAUGGCGUGGGUCAUUUUCCUUCUUGUGGUGAAGGGUUGGGCGGAGAAGAGGGAGGAGACGUGGCGGGACAGUGUCGUUUUGGUUCAAUGA
Messenger RNA from Lachnellula hyalina, 1734 nucleotides. RefSeq lists its product as uncharacterized. The record is from RefSeq and is a predicted model, not a curated record. The transcript is spliced from 5 exons. Lineage: Eukaryota; Fungi; Ascomycota; Leotiomycetes; Helotiales; Lachnaceae. The coding region runs from base 1 to 1734 and encodes 577 amino acids.